CUGAAAAUUUUUAUUCCAGCUUUUGCCUUCCUUAUAUUUAGUCCGCCUUCUUCGCUGUGUAGUUGUGUAAUAUGCUAUGAGAACUUGAACAUUGAGGAUAUAUCGGCAAUUCCGUGUGGCCACACGUUUCACUACAAAUGUUUACUUAGUUGGAUACGGGCAAGUUUUUUAUGUAAAUUAACGACAUUACUUUCAACUUUUAAUGUCUUUUUUCGACUUUUCUUCUCUCUUGAAGGCAAAGAUGAUUCCGAAGGCAGUGCUGGUGGAAGCUUAAAUAACGAAAACAAAACUAGAGAGGUUAGUAUCCACAAUUUCCUUUUGGCUGUGUCACAAGACAUUUGCUAA
Messenger RNA from Enterobius vermicularis (human pinworm), 345 nucleotides. Lineage: Eukaryota; Metazoa; Nematoda; Chromadorea; Rhabditida; Oxyuridae. The record is from the annotation of a GenBank genome assembly.